AUGAACUUUGAAUACUUCCCCGAACGAAAGCUCAGCAUUGUCUCUGCCCCCUUCUCCGGAGGCCAGCCCAAGGGCGGUGUCGACAAGGGCCCCGAGUACCUGCUCGGAGGAGGUCUCGAGAAGCACCUCCAGAGCCUCGACUGGGACACCAAAUUCGACGGACACCUUGAGUUCCCCGUGCCCGAGUCUGACGAGGACAUUGGCAAGAUGAAGCGACCCCGUUACGUCGCUGAGGCCUCUCGACGGGUCUACAAGGCUGUUUCUGAGGCUGCUGUCUCUGGACGGUUUGUGCUCACCAUCGGGGGUGACCACUCCAUCGCUGUUGGCACUGUUGCCGGUGUGCGAGAGAAGUACCCCGACGCCUGCCUCAUCUGGGUCGAUGCUCAUUGCGAUCUUAACACUCCCGCCGCUACCGACUCUGGCAACCUGCACGGCUGUCCUCUGUCGUGGGUCACCGGGCUCGCCAAGCCCGAGAAGGACGAUCCCUUCGGAUGGGUCCCCGAGUGUCUCGACUUCAAGAACCUCGCCUACAUUGCGCUGCGAGACGUGGACGACUUUGAGAAGAAGAUGAUCAAGGAACAUGGCAUCACCGCCUACUCCAUGCACCAUGUGGACAAGUACGGCAUUGGAAAGGUGGUCGAGAUGGCUCUGCAGAAGGUCAACCCCGAUCUCAGCAAACCCAUUCACCUCUCCUUCGACGUUGACGCCAUGGACCCCUUCUUUGCUCCCUCCACUGGAACUCCUGUUCGAGGAGGUCUCACCUGGCGAGAGGCCUGCUACAUCUGCGAGGAGCUUGCUGCCACCGGAAAGCUCGUCGCCAUGGACCUCGUCGAGUGCAACCCCGCUCUUGGUGCUUCUCAGAAGGAUAUUGACGACACCAUCAGCGCUGGCAUUUCCCUCGCCAAGAGUGCUUGCGGAGAUACUCUUCUGUAA
Messenger RNA from Yarrowia lipolytica CLIB122, 933 nucleotides. RefSeq lists its product as uncharacterized. Gene Ontology annotation, molecular function: manganese ion binding; arginase activity. The record is from RefSeq and is a predicted model, not a curated record. Gene Ontology annotation, cellular component: cytosol; nucleus; cytoplasm. NCBI's taxonomy places the organism in Eukaryota, Fungi, Ascomycota, Dipodascomycetes, Dipodascales.